AUGACGCAAGCUGAUACAGCGCAAUCCCCGGUAUCCAUUUCAGAGGAACAGGAUGAUGAGCUGGAAGCGAAUGCUCCUGCAGCAAAGCUAGGAUGUGAAUCAACUGUGGUGCAGAGAAGGAAACCAAAGGCAUCAGAACCUUUGUGCGUGAGUACGGCCGAAGACGCGCAAGAGACGACCGACAUAUUGAAAUGCAUAUUUGUCAAGCUUCCUCUCCGUGACCCAGCGAGAGCAGCCCGUAGGCUCUCACGAACUGCAAAAAAAGACAUGCUCGAGAAAGACGGGACCAAGGCGGGGCCAAAAAAACGCCCCCGCCUUCGCAGUCAACCGGCCAAGAAAGCAGCCAAGGCACCACCACCAAAGGGAAGCUCAAUUUCAAAAGGCAAGGGGAGCCACCCUCUAGUUCCGAAGAAAGGGAAGGCGUCUUCGAAGGGUAAUGCUGGUACAAAGGUUCUUAAACCCACCAUCGCAAAGAGUGUUCCUCCUCGCGUGUCACGCGGAAAGCCUGUGCUACGACUAAAGCUGCGCGAUAGAAGCAAGAAAGUCAGCAUGCUGGAAGAUGUACACACAGACGAUCCACCGAGCUCCAGUCAUGGUCCCGGUAUCAAAUCGUCGCAGCCGAAGCAGACGUUAAUCCCUGCAGGAAAUACCACUGCGGGUGACGCCCCUUGUAGGGAACCAGCGUUGGAAGUUGAGAAAGAAGUACGCCGAUCUGCGCGAGUUACACGGGAUGCACCUACGUUGGAACAGAUCCUGGGGUCUGGAAAUACUCGCGCUCCCAUUAUGCCACCAGAGGACCUGCUUUCAAAAAUGCGAAAGCUCAAGUGCAGUUUGUGCUUGUCGUCGAUAGAAAUUGGCGACCAAAAAAAGCAUCCAUUCUUCCAAAUUCGAUCUCUUCAUCUAUGCGAAACUUGUCAGGACCAUAUUUCAACAAGUUCGCAUGCUUUUGCGGCCAUAUCGAGUGGCGCACUUUCUGGUGAGCACUGCGGUCCUUGGAAACAGUCCUCGGCCCUAGCGUUCGUCACGGAAGGACUUGUGAGGAAUCUCCGGCCGAGUGAAAGAAGAAAAGCCGAGCUCACGGCGGCGCACGAUAGAAUUGUACUCCAAUCCAAGGAGAGCGUGGGGAAGCGCGUCGAAGCACUAUCCGUGCCUCUCGAAAUGAUUGCAAUCAUACAGCUUCUGCUGUUGGAAAUCGGGGUAGCUUUCAAGGCGGGUGGUAUGGUGUGGCCCGAGGGCACAAUUUCUCUACCAGAGAAUGAUGAUACCCGCAGUAUGAUUAGCAAUGUGUUGCCACUUUCGCUGGAUGAUAUUCGAAGUGGUCGAUCGGCAGGAGAACGCGCAUGGGAGUCGGUGUUUGGAGAAAAUGAGAGGUGCGCUUCGCUAACGUCAUGUGCGAUUUUUGGAAAGGUUUUGGAUCUAGUUGGCGUAGCAACGGAACACGUGGGGGGCUGCGGUGGUAACACAUCGGAUGGAAGCGGAAAAUGCUGUGUGAGGGUUGAUCAAACUUCAGUGAAGGCUGUUUCGUCGUGGGCAAGCAAGUCCUCGACGGCUGCACAGCGCAUCUUCAAGGAACGGCCAGAUGACGUCACUGAGGAGCACCUGGGACAUCACGAAAUCUGUUGCGUCUGUAUAUUACCACUUGUUCCAGCAACGUUUCCGUUUCGUUACUCAAAGUGUGGUGGCUGUCGCAAGACAUUUUGUUCGGUUUGCUUAUCAAAUGUGCUGGGCUCAUCCGAGUAUGUGCGGGCGUUAUGUGAAGAUUCGUACUCCUGUGUUGGGUGUCGUUGGAAACAAAAGCAAAGUUUCCUUGCCAAAGGACAAUGGGGUUUAAAGAGUAUAUCUAGCACAAAGAAGACGACAACUGUCACCGAAGAUCGCCGCUCAACGCUUCCUCUCCUGUUGCUAUCGUCUCCAAUCCGCAAGAAGCUGCAUCAAGUACGAAACCACAAGAAGCUCCAAUUCGAAAUACGGUUUGCACAGUUGUGCGACUCGCUCAAUUACCAGGGUUGCACUAGUCAUGUGCGGGACAAAGGGUGCUCGCCCAAGCCAAUUUGCUUCCAAUGUUGUUCAUUGGACAGUGACGAUACAGGGACGGAAAGCACCGAAUCAGGAAUAUCAAGAGCUCCUUUUGUGACGUGUAGCGGCAAGAAAUGUUCAACCGUGAUGCAUCGCCACUGCGUCGAAGGAUACAAGCCGUCGAAAACCCGUGGCCGAUCAGGCAUGGUGUGCAAGCAACACAAGUGUUCUGUUUGCGCCGGCAGGGACGAAACACGACUCGUCAGGUGCCGAACGUGCCCAGUGACGUAUUGUCGUGACCACGCGCCGCCAGCGCCGGACAUUCAUAUUUAUUCGGACAAGUUCAUUGCUUGCCCCACGUGCAAGCCUUAUCUGCACUUUCCGCGAAUGUCAACGCAGAGACCUCCGCCGCUUCCGAAACGUAUAUCACAUGCAAACAACAUUGCCAUAUCAUUUGCACUUGACCAAAGACAGAGACAAGCCGUGGCUGACAGGGCUGUUUCAAAACUGUAUGACGGUGAAGACAAGAUGUCAGCAACAUCUAUUGAGAGAGGAGAUGUCUUCGAUCUACAUCGUACUUGUUUUCGGAAAGUAUGAUCUGUCGGCGGCACGUUUGGCUGGCAACGAACGAAAAUUU
Molecule: messenger RNA, 2653 nt
Organism: Chondrus crispus (carragheen)
Lineage: Eukaryota; Rhodophyta; Florideophyceae; Gigartinales; Gigartinaceae
Exons: 2
Coding region: 1-2613 (870 amino acids)
Source: RefSeq, a predicted model, not a curated record